AUGGACUGCAACCUCUCUACACAACAACAACAACAACAACAACAACAACAACAACAACAACAACUGCAGCAAUUCCAACAGUCUCAAAUUCAUCAACAGCAGGCUUAUUCUUCUCGCUCUCAGUCGUCUCAGUCCAAUCUUCAGCAGCAACAGUAUGGAGGCCAAGGACAAGGCCAGCUUCAUCAACAACAGGUGCAAGUAGACCAACAGCCACAGCAAGAACAGCAAGAACAGGAACAGCAGGAACAACAGCAAGAAUCCCAAGAACGGACCCCAGAUGAACCAUCUGAGGAGAGACCUGCCAAGAAGAAGAGAAUCUCUCGUGCUUGUGAUGCUUGCCAUGGCCGCCGUCAAAAGUGCCAGGGCUUCCGGCCAUGCGCAAACUGCAUCAAGAAGGGCAUAGACUGCACCUACAACAAUCCCUACUACAGAGGCCGCGCAAGGACUCCUCCUCCACCUCCCGAUGAUCCCAGCACCCGUAACUUUGCCCGCAGUACUGACAUCCGCGGAAAGGAGAUACGCGAGCGAAGCUGGGUCAAGCGAGCCUGCGAUAUAUGCCGUGAUGGACGCCAUCCCUGUUCAGGCACUCUACCGUGCGAUACAUGCUUCACCAUGAGGCAGGAGUGCACCUACAAGAAACGCAAUAGCCGUAACCGCUACGAGGAUCUGCCCAACCCGGCGCUGAGAGGUCCCUAUUCAAAGCAGUGGCCGGCGCCUGUCCAAGGGCCGGUUGCGGUUGAUGACGACGGCCGGGAGAGCGCAGGGGGUGAUGCCGAGGGACAGGCCAUGAGAGACGACAUUGCUCGCUACGGCGGCCCUGGACAAGACUACAUGAGCCUCAAAAUGGAUCACCGCUACGGGAAUGAGGACAACCCGCCUCUUGUCUUUCUUCAUGCGGCUUGGAAAAAGAUUGCCGAGGUCCAGCGGGAUAAUGAGCUUCCUGUCGACCAGCCUUGGGACCGUUCGGAAACCCCUCAAUUCUCCUACGUUCGAGAGAGGUGGUACCAACAGCAGGACCACUUCUUCAAAAGCUGGAACGGUACCUUCCAUUUCCUCCAUCGUCAUACUGUACGGAGGCCAUGCCCGUGCCGCCAUUGCACUCAUGACCAUGGCUCUUGGCGCCCUCUUCAAGGACGCCCCAAGGACGUGGGUGCGCAUCAACAAAAAACCGGCCAGGCCAUGAAGACCAGGAAAAAGCCUCUCCCAGACGAGUACAUCUGGUCCUCCAAGCACGGCGAUGCGUUGCUGAAUAUGGCUGUGAGUCUCACAGAUGCCGAGACUGGCGAGCCGAGAUUAGAUUCUGUUCAGGCUCGUCUCUUGCAGGACAUGUACCUCUUGAGCACGUGUCGCUACAACAAAGCUUGGUAUACUUUUGGCAAUACCCUUCAGAUGAUUACGGGCCUCGGCCUUCAUCGCCGUCUAGGUAGGAACCGUGGGCUCGGUCGCGAUAUCAAGGAAAGACCGGACUAUGCAAAGAUCCAAUGUGAGAGGCGGACAUUCUGGACGGCUUACAUCAUUGAUAAGCAACUUAGCAUGGUCCUUGGGCGGCCCAGUCAUUUCCGUGACGACUUCAUCGACCAAGAGCUACCUGAUGCCGUCAACGACGAAGACAUGGGACCCACCGGCCCUGUCCGACCACACAAGGGGGAUUGCUACAUGGAAGCACUGCUCUCGCAUGCCAAGUUGAACAGGCUCAUCGACAAACUCCUCCACCAAGUAUACGCCCUUCGAGAGAUUCCCGACCAGCAAAGGAUCGAUAGUGCUCUAAGCAUCGGCAAAGAGGUUCAGAAGUGGAGCGACGAGUUGCCAUAUCUCCUCAGGAAUGUCAAGUCAACCUUACUCCUACCCCUUUUCCAGAGGCAGAUGAUUCUCAUCAGGAUAGCACACUGUCACGCCACCAUGCUUGCCUACCGCCCCUUUAUCACCGUGCCCUAUCCCCAAUCAGGUGAGCAGAAGGAGGCCGCCGAUAACGCCAUUCGCGAGUGUGUCGACUCAGCCCGAAUCGCCCUCAGUGUCGUCACCGGGCUUGGUCGCACAGAGGAUAGUGCGCAGUUUACCACGCUUUGGUAUCCUCACCAAGUCGCCUACUGUGCCGCCGUCAUCUUGGCCAUCCUCCCGCACAUUCGCGAACGACAGAAGUUGUUUGGCGGUCCUCACUACCGCGGCCAUGGCGUGAUGGACGGCAAGCUGCACAGGCUGUUGAAUAGAGGCAUCAAUAUGUUGGCGAACAGUACCAGUCCCUUUUCACCCGCGCAUAGGUGGGCUACUAUCCUGGAGGAACUGAAAAAGGAGGUGACGCAAACUGCAAAUGAGGACGGCACCCCAGCAGAUGGGCAUGAGAAUGGGGAAGAUGGGGAGAAUGAAGAAGAGGAGGCUGAGAAUGAAGCUGAGGAGGCUAGUGGUCCAUCACCGAACGAUCAGUUGCUGGAGGAUGCCCUUCGCGCUCAUUGGAUGGCAGAAAUGACUGGAGAGGUGCAUGGCCAGGCAGAUGGCCAGGAGGGAGAGGCCGCUACACCUGGUUUUACAAGGAGGCUUUGGGAUAACUGGUCGUUUACGGACUGGGUGGACAUGGACUCUGCAGCAUUUGGACCCAUUGCCGACUUUACUGAAGAUCCGGUUCCAGCUCCAGUACCCGUUGUCGCUCCUGUUGUUGCUCCCGACGCCGCUCCAGCUCCAUCUACUACUCCGACUCCUGUUACAGCUCCCGCUCCGGCGCCAGCGCCGGUUCAUGCUCAAGUGUCUGCAAUUUUCGCACCUGUUUGA
Sordaria macrospora k-hell is the source of this 2763-nucleotide messenger RNA. The record is from RefSeq and is a predicted model, not a curated record. NCBI's taxonomy places the organism in Eukaryota, Fungi, Ascomycota, Sordariomycetes, Sordariales, Sordariaceae.